Molecule: messenger RNA, 1505 nt
Organism: Triticum aestivum (bread wheat)
Lineage: Eukaryota; Viridiplantae; Streptophyta; Magnoliopsida; Poales; Poaceae
Product: putative FBD-associated F-box protein At5g50270
Exons: 3
Coding region: 42-1442 (466 amino acids)
Molecular function (GO): protein binding
Source: RefSeq, a predicted model, not a curated record
UUUUGCAAAGUUCGCAUGGAGUCCGUUUAAACAAAAACUUUAUGGAGUUGAGAUCGGGGAGUCGCCUCCGCUCCUCGCGGCAUCAGCAGCUAGGUCUUCCACGCGGCGCCGCACCGGACCGCAUCAGCGCCCUCCCCGACGACCUGCUCCUCCUCGUCCUCGCCCGCCUCCCAUGCGCCGCGGCCGCCGCGCGCACCGGCGUCCUCUCCCGCCGGUGGCGCGGCCUCUGGGCCCAUCUUCGCCAGAUCGUCCUCCAUGACACCGAGUUGGGCUCCAUUGAACCGGCGCUCGGCCGCGUCUGUCCCGCGGUUUCCCUCCUCAAGAUCCACGUCCCGGAGCCACCUGAGCAGGUCGACGCCGACAGCGUGAACUCGCUGCUGCGCGCAGCCGCAAGGCUGGAGCCGGAGGAGCUCUUCUUCCAUCUCUCACCGUACUUGUUCGGCCCAUUCCCGGUCGUCGAUCUGCCUUGCUUCCGCCGCGCCACGUCCAUCGCGUUGCACAUGUUCUCGGCCAUACGCGUGCCCGCCGGCGUCGAGUUCCCCGCGCUCGAGACGCUGUGCCUGUCCUGCUGCAAUGACGCCUUCGACUCCUUGCUCUCCAGCUGCCCUCGCUUGCGCACACUUAAGCUCGACGGCAUUGUGUUGAACGAGACCUCCCUAAGGGUCCACUCGCCGUCGCUGCUGGAGCUUGUUGUAGACCUCAGAUUUACACACAGUGUCAGCAUUGUUGCCCCUGCGCUUAAGCAGUUGACCGUGUCCUUCACCACCUCCAAGCUCUGCAUCAUCUCCGUCUCGGCACCAAUGGUGGAGAAGGUCUCGUGGAAUUGCUGCUACUACUAUGGGGUGCAUGUUGUUUUUGGUCUUUGGUACCUGGAGCAGGUGACUCUGCAGACGGCAGAGAGACAAGGACAGCUGCCUUCGCUGCACAUUCGUGCCUCCGCCGGCUCAACUGUUGUUCAUGAUGACGCGGACAACUUUGCGCACGAGGUAGAGAAGCACAUGGUUGCUACCUUCUCUGUUUUGGAUCUACGUCUCACAACAUAUGGGCAUGCUUUUGGAGCAUUGGUGUUUCAUCUCCUUGGGAUGGAUCGAAUUCGUACCGCUAUGCGGAGGCUUAAGGUCGUCCUACAGAGAUUGGUGGAAGAAGGAUGCGAAUCAGAUUGUCCAUGUGAGCCCACACACUGGAGGUCCCAAACUGUCUCCUUGACUGCUCUUGAAGAAGUGGAGAUCAACGGCUUCGAAGGAGAGGAUCACGAGUUCGAUUUUUUGAAACUGAUAGUUAGAUGUGCACCAAUGCUUAAAAGAAUGAUUCUGAAGUUAUCAUGGGAGUCCUCGGAAAGUAAUGAUGUGUGCACAAAGAUAUCCAAAUUCUUCAGGACGUUUUCUUCUUUGGAUUGUUGUGCUCAUCAUAGCUCCGGUGAGGUAUAUGUUUGGCAUGAAUGAUUAGCAUGCUCUCCUAGAUGAAACAAAGAUAUAAUUGUUGUUCUUUGUAAGAUUUGUCGAAAA